AGAAGCAUUUGCUGGGAAACCAUGACUAGGACUGAAAAGGGAAAGACCUUUCUCUCCCACCAUUUCCAUCAGUCACUCCCCCCACAGUUGGGAAGGGGCAUGAUUUUCUCCCACUUAAAACCAAGAAGCAAGUUGGAAUGUACCUCUGUUUCCAGUGUGCCUCCAGUCUUCCACUUUAGCCCACAGCACUGUGCACACCUCAAGAACCAGUAUGUGAAAAAGGCUGCUGCAAACCUCACCUUUUCUCAGGAGGUGGUGUGGCUGCGAGCGCUGCCCAGCAUUCCUUACAGCCAGUACAGCUUUGACCAUCUUUACAACGCAGACAACAUCAUCCAGCCUUGCAAGGUCAGGAAGGCCCGACCUGAGAAACCUGCCAGCCUCAAGUUCUUGGAUUUUUCAGGUCCCUCAACAAAGGUCACCUCCCAGGCUAUGAAGACGGAAAGCUCUGCCAAUCUUAAGAAGCUGAAGAAAUCAAAGCCAACAAGUGCAGUCCAGGAAGCACCUGGCCCUCUCAUUCUUCAUCCCCGCAGGAACCCAGACAUGGAUCUGUCACUUUCUCCAGAUGUGAACCUGGAGGAGAGAGAAACCUGGCUUCCACCUCCUGAAAAAGAGGCCAGAGCCUGGGAGGCUAUCGUGCUGGAAAAGCUUAACAAGCGCACUGCCCGAUGGAUCCAGAGCAAGCGUCCUCUGAGGCCUGGGGUGUUCCCCAGUAAGUGGCAGAGCUUCUUGCGCCAGCAGUAUGACUGGAGCCACAUCCGGGAUGAGCUCACUUCUUCCAGUGACCUGGAGCUCUUAAAACAGCUGGAGGAAGAAGAGGUGGCAGAAUUUGAGGAUCGAAGGGUCAUCCUGUCCACUCAGGUGGAGAAGAAGCCAGAGCUGCUGCUUCCUGUCUAUUAUAGAUUGCCCCAUUACUUGCCACAAGUGCAGACAGCUGAAACCCUGCCUGGUAACAAGACCGCUGAGGCUAUCGAUGAAAACGGGAGCAUCUACCAGCCCCCAAACCAGAGCCGUUGCGGACAGGUGAAUCCUCGAGCUGGAAAGUUUGCUUACUCCACAGACAACACCUUUGAACAGGAGAUUUACUUCGAUAAAGUCCAGAUCAUCCACCAGAUUGGUGCAAAGAGAGACCAAAUUUUCUUGGAGAACCUCAAUCGAUACAACAAGCAGCUGUCUAAGGUCUUCCCUGAAACCCCCGAAAGGUGGACUUCCCAGCCAGUUCCUGAACCACCUUGCAGGCCUGUGAAGGGAGCCCUGCGCUGGACAGCUCUGCCAACACCAGCCAAGGAUCUGCUGCUACAGGUGGGUGAGAAGGACAUGCCCACGAAGACCAGGAGACUGAAGAAGCAGGCAGAGUCACUGAAGGAGACUUGGGAACUGGAGGUCCUUCGGAGAAUGCUGCAGGAGUGGAAGCUGGCCUGGGCUCUGAUCAUCGAGUGGCACCAUAAAACUAUAGAGGGGCUGCUGCAGAGCUUGGCAGACAUCCAUGACGAAGUUCGGAUCCAAGCCAUCAUCACUUGUGCCACCGCUGCUUUAGAACGGCCCCGGAUUACCAUCAGCCAGGAGGACUCAGACAAGGAAACUGGGAAAGACCCAUCUAUCCAGGACUUGCCGGAGGUUCUACAGCCUGCCCUGAAGGCUGCCCUUUGUGACAAGAAUGCCAGUGUACAGAUGGCAGCAGCAUUAUGCCAGUAUGCUAUACAGUCACAUAAUCCUCUUGCCCAAGACAUCUUGCACGCUGCCCUUUUGAAGGGUAAUAGCGCAGACAGCUGGGCUGCAGCUCAGUGCUUGGCUUUGGAAGGUGCUGCCACUUACCCCGUGAUUAAGAGGAUCCUCCAACAGCUGUUUGACAAGAAGAAUGAAGACACGGAGCACCGGUCUUGUAUGCUCCUGAGCCAUCUCAGUAGGAAGACAACCCUGGUACACAGCAUGCUUGCUGUGGAGCUGAAUAGCCAUCAAUGGAAAGACCGGAUUGUGGCCUGCCGGGCUCUCUCCCAGAUUGGUGGACAUGUCAGUUUGGAUAUGAGACAUAAGUUGAUCCAGCUGAUGUUGAGUGACUGGAAUAAGAAAGUGAGACGAGCAGCUGCCCAAGCUCUGGGGCAGAUGAACCUUGGGAAGGAGGUGCAUGAUACUGUCAGAGUCAAACUGGGUCAAGGAAAUUCCCAGGAGCGUGUGGAAGCCCUCAUCCUGAUUCGUGAGCUCAAGCUCAUGACUGCCAAGCUUCUCCCAAGUUUUCUGGACUGCUUCUCUGAUGACUUCAUGGCAGUUCGGCGGGCAGCUUGUUUGGCAGCUGGUGCCUUGCAGAUUCGUGAUGAGAUGGUCCUUGAAUGCCUUCUGAAUCUGAUACAGAGAGAUCCCUUCUGGAAAAUCAAGGCCUUUGCCAUCCGAGCUUUAGGACAAAUUGGCCAAGUGAGUCCUCAGGUGACAGACCUCCUGCUCUGGGCUAUCCACUAUGAAAAAUCACCAGGUGUACGACUAGAGGCUUGCCGUAGCAUCCUAGCCCUCAAACUUCAAGGAGACCGUGUCAGGGACACCUUCCUAGAUGUGCUGCUCCUGGAGAACCAUGACGCUGUUCUAAAAGAAAUUCACCAUGCAAUGAAGAAACUCAACUUAGAAAAUGAAGGAAACCAAGAAAUGCUUCAGGAGAUCAAGAACAGGAUUCAAACAUUAACCCAAAAGGAAUUGUUGAUACAGAAAAUAUUCAAGAUUGAGAAAGUCAUAGGAAAAAUGAAAGAGGAAGCAAAACGUGUUUAUUUGCAACCCAAAGAAGGGCAGAAACCACUGGACCUACAUACUUUUCUCCAAGAAACUUUUCAAGAUGAGGUGGUGGUUUCUAGAAGACCAUCUGAGUUCUGUGACAUUGAAGCAGUCAUAAAGCCUGUGAAGCCCUGCACACCAAAUCCCUGGUCACAGAGUCCAGUCCUGGGCCUAAACACAAGAAGCAGAAGUCGCUCACUACUUGUCAAAGAUCUACGCACUGCCCGGGAGAAAAGGAUUGCAAUGGGACCCUUUGGAUCCGACAGCAAAGAUCUCCAGCUGAGUAAAAACUGAAAAGUUUUCCCCAGGGUUAUGUCCACCCCCCAAGGAAAGGUGAUUAUUUUUUAGGAUGAGCCUUUCUCUUGGUCCAAGACACAGGCAGCAGUGGACCUAGUCACAUUCUGUCUCUUUAAUUGAUGUUGUGUAAUCUCUUGGUCACUAUGUUUGUAAAGAAAAACCUAUUUAACAGUAUACCUGGCUUUUUAAUGUGCACCGCUUACA
Molecule: messenger RNA, 3255 nt
Organism: Phacochoerus africanus (Common warthog)
Lineage: Eukaryota; Metazoa; Chordata; Mammalia; Artiodactyla; Suidae
Gene: HEATR4
Product: HEAT repeat containing 4
Exons: 16
Coding region: 22-3048 (1008 amino acids)
Molecular function (GO): oxidoreductase activity
Source: RefSeq, a predicted model, not a curated record